CACUCCAUUAAUAUUUUAUCUUUGGACAAAAUAUUAACUUGUAAGUGAUGUCUUACGAGACAGUAAUUAAAUAUUAAUGACAAGAACAUGCGAAACAAUAAAUCUACCUUUGGGCUGAUUUAAAAUUCACAUGCUAACCGAAUAAUCAUCACAUAUUUAUUACUCUAUGCGUACAUAUGGAACCUUAAAUAUUCACCUACCUUUGGGCAGUGAAUACAUAAUUUGCACGUGAUAAAAUGUAAACUUUUACCAUAUAGGGAUUUAUAAGAAAAAUGUCAACCCGACCCCAAAAUUGGUUUGCUGAAAUGAGGCAUAUAUUCCUCACAAAAAAAGUCUUGUUUUAAACAUACAUUACGAGGUAUUAAACGCACAAAGUAACUGUAGAAUGCAUUUUCAUAAUCCAACGAUCAUCACCCACAUUAAACACACCAGCGAUACUCCGCUAAUGUAAUAAUAAGGCAUUAAGCAAGAAUUGAAUCCAAAUUAUAGGGUAAAUUGCAAUUUAUAGUGCGGGCUUGGCCCAAAGCGGACAAUAUCGUACUAAUGAGCUGCCUCGUUAUGACAUAGUUGAUUUAAACACAAUGUAUAGUGGAUAGGGUCCUUGUCUUGAGGGGAGGAUUGUUAUGAGACAAUCCAAGUACCACAUCGGAAAUACAAGGGAAGGAACCCUUGUAUAUUAGUGUCCACCUAGCCCAAUUAGUAAGAGGCCUUUUGGGGAGGACACCCAAGAGUAAAACUGUGCGGGCCUAGGGAUGGCAAUGGGGCGGGUUUGGGGCGGGUUUGUCUAAACCAUCCCCAUCCCCAUCUUCAAAUACCCAAACCCAUACCCGCUCCAUACCCAUGCGGGGGAAUGUUUUGCAAACCCAUCCCCAUACCCGUGGGUUUCGGGUACCCAUGAGUAAUACCCGUACCCAUAAAUCCAACAUUAUUAUACGUAAAAUUUACAAGAAAAGUUUUAAUUAUUACUCUAGACAAACCUAUUAUAUCAUGAAGUCAACAAAACACGAUCAUUUUCUUAAUACGGUUCAAAGUAUAUGAUCCUAAAACAACCAUUAAUACAUAAUAUAGAGUAUAAUAUUUUUCAAAUUAUUAUCUUCUAACUCUUAUACAUCUACUAAGUAAUAAUUAACUAACAUAAUCUUGUAGACAAGGGGAAAAGUGAAAGAGUGAAAGGAGAAUUGAGGGAAAUGAAUUAGAUUUUUAUUAAAAUGGUCACUCAAUUGCAUUUCUACUAUUUAUUUCCUUGAGUUAUCCUCAUCACCAUUGAUAGAUUACAAUUUAAUCCACAUAUUUUUUUAUAUGUGAAGAAAUUCUCUUGAUAGGGCGGGUAUAGGUAUGGGUAUGGGGCGGGGGAGGUCAAAACCAUACCCGCCCCAUACCCAUCAAACUUUUUGCGGGUUUUACCCAUACCCGCCCCAUAUCCGGUCAAAGCGGGGAUUCCCCGCGUUGACUGGGUCGGGGGCGGUCGGAUACCCGCGGUCAUGGGUUUUAUUGCCAUCCCUACGUGCGGCUUGGCCCAAAGUGGCCAAUAUCGUACUAAUGAGUUGCCCCGUUAUGACAUAGUUGAUUUAAACACAAUGUAUAGUGGAUAGGGUCGGCAAUUCGGUUUCCGGUUAGCGGUUAACCAGCGAUUAUGACCAAAACCCGCGGUUAACGGCUAACCGAAAACCGAUGGAAGAGGAGUUGUGGUCGGUGGUCGGUUAACCGCGUAACAGAAGACGGCUAACCGCGGUUAACCACGUAACUGACUCACUUCUACUGUCACUCCAGGAAUUGGCCAAGUGAAACCACUUCCUAAAGCUUAGUAUAGCGGGUUUGGGUUUAAUUAUCAACCUGGGUCCUAGAUCUGAUGACUACUCAGUGAAUUCUUGUUAUCUAGCAAUGAAACUGGCAUGCAAGUCUAAACUAACAAACUAACAAAGCAAGUAAACGGUUGUAUUCAGGUUAAGAGAGGUCACCCGGAUAUGGUUCCCCCUAGACUGCAGUUAAGCCGGAUUGUAAUUACCAAGUUCAGUUUCUAUGAUAGUUAUAAUGCGGAAGGUUCUUAAACAGCCUGAAGUCUCGACUAAAGGUCUUCAGACCCUCUCAAUCUGAGUCUCUAGCGGGCGACUAACCUCCACCGGAGUAAACAGAUUGAGGCCUUAACAAACAAAACCUCCACUACCAGAGUAAAUCUGGUACAGAAUAGUGAGUUGGAUCCUCGACUAAAGUCACCAACUCCCUACCUUCAAUCAAGGAUGCUCUAUCAACCUAGGCAGAUAUUCUCAUUCUAGGUCAAAGCAGAAACAACAGGAAUUUGAUCAGGAUUCAAGUCAUUCAAUCAUUUAAACCUCAAUCGAAUAUAAUCAAAUCAUAGAAUCAGUACUUGGGUUCAUACAAUCAAAGCCUAACAUACACAUCUAGGGUUCUCCAUACCCAGAUGAAUGGGAGAACUACUCCAUAGAGAAAGAAGCAAAAGCAGAAUCAGACGCGGAAUUCAUACUGUGAAGGAUGGAUUCCUGCUCCUGGAAAUUGAUCGGCACUUCUCCAAGCUCAAACUGGCCUCCAAUGGUGAUGAAGAUCAAUCUAGGGCACUUGGAGACUCUUGUUCGUCGCUUUCUCUCUCUAGGAAUCGUUCUGUCUCUCUAAAACUCGAAUCCCCUUCUCUUUGGCUGAAAAUCUGCUUAAAAAGGCAUCACUGGCCAAAGCACGGUCGAGGGCACGGCCGUGCUUUGCCUCAGCCCGCCCGUGCUUUGGCUAGUGUUAAUUACACGGCCAGUGCAUUGGGAGAAACACGGCUGUGCUUUGGAGAGAACACGGCCGUGCUUUGGGAGAACACGGCCGUGCUUUCAGCCCGUGUAAUCAACUCAUGUUUGCCAAAAUCGAAUUAGCUCUCGGCAGUAAAAGCACGACCACAGAACACGGCCGUAUAAUGAAUUAGGUGUGCCCGUGUUUAGGCUCCACCUCGACGAAAUGACUUCCGAAUGCCCCGAAACUCGUGCUUAGCCUUUCCUUUGACGCCUGGGACCUGAAAUAUGACAAAAUAGCACAACCCGGCGUAAAAUAGGCCAAAAGUACACGACUAUGCCCCUCAAACGGAUAAGAACUAGGGGCGCAAAUAUGUGCAAUUACAUCGUUAUCAAACUCCCCCACACUUAACCGUUUGCUUGUCCCCAAGCAAACUUAACUCAAACCAAUGCAACUCUCCAGACCUCUAUAGCAACAAACAACCCAGUUCUUAGGUAGAGGACUUCCUAGAUCAUUUAGCAACUUACGAGGUCAACCGACGCACAAGUCAUCUCAUAGCUUCUUCGGCGAGAGCACUAGUAUCGAGUCGGCAUCAUGGCAAAUAGUGAACAGAGGACAAAUGAAUUGUGGAUGAAGAGAUUCUCAAAAACAAAGGAUCAUGGAUUCA
Molecule: messenger RNA, 3394 nt
Organism: Linum trigynum
Lineage: Eukaryota; Viridiplantae; Streptophyta; Magnoliopsida; Malpighiales; Linaceae
Source: the annotation of a GenBank genome assembly